GAUAAGAGAGGGAAGCAGGUUUCAAUGAAGCAAGAAGAAUCAACCAGAGGUGGUCCUUGCUGAAAGGGUUGUUUUCAAUCAAAAUCACAUUUUUCUUAUCGUUUUAUUUAGAAGGAGCGAAUCAAGACACGACAACCAUUGCUUACCACUUCUACUGUAGUGCUGGAAGAUCUUUAAAAGCUUUGUUUUCUAUAACAAUCACCUUUUUCUUUUCGUUUAGCUAUCUGCCUUGAUUGCUACACCCUCUUCAAGCUCAACAGUACUCAGUCUCUUCACUUUGCUUCAAGUUCAGCUCCGGUUUCACUUCUUGUCCUCUCUAUCUCUCACACACAAAAUCAUCAUCACUGCAUGCGUGAACAUAUUGAUCUUGAUAUCUUGGUUGUUAUCUCUUUUCUUGUACCCUUCCAGACUGUGCUAUAUGCUCAAGGGUUUCUGUGUUUCCUUUAUUUGAAAACAGGAUAUUGUAUCCUCAUAUGGGGAAUAAAAUUCUUCUCAAGGUUUUCUGUUUAUGGGCUUUGACAUGCUUGCUUCUUCCUGCUAACUCUAGUGGCCUGGUGAGAAUAGGUUUGAAGAAGCGCCGUAUAGACCUUGAUACUAUUAAGGCUGCCAGAAUUGCUAGACAGGAGGGAAAAUCAGGAGCAGGUGCAAACAGUUUGUUCCAUGAUCUAGGAACUUCAGAUGCAGAUAUAAUACCCCUUAAAAACUAUUUGGAUGCUCAAUACGUGGGAGAAAUUGGUAUUGGCUCGCCCCCACAAAACUUCACAGUCAUAUUUGACACUGGAAGCUCCAAUCUCUGGGUUCCAUCAUCAAAAUGCUACUUUUCUAUUGCCUGCUAUUUCCAUUCCAAGUACAAGUCAAGCUUGUCGAGUACAUAUAUCAAGAAUGGGAACUCUUGUGAAAUACAUUAUGGAUCAGGAUCAAUUUCUGGUUUCUUAAGUCAAGACAAUGUUCAAGUUGGGGGCCUUGUUGUCAAACAUCAAGUUUUUAUUGAGGUUACAAAAGAAGGAAGUCUUUCAUUCGUAUUGGGGAAGUUUGAUGGAAUACUUGGGCUUGGGUUUCAGGAAAUUUCAGUUGGGAAUGUUGUCCCUGUGUGGUACAAUAUGGUGCAACAAGAUCUUGUAGAUGAUGAGGUGUUCUCGUUCUGGCUCAACCGAAAUCCUGAGGCAAAAGAGGGUGGCGAGCUUGUUUUUGGAGGGGUUGAUCCGAAACACUUCAAGGGAAAGCAUACCUAUGUUCCAGUUACCAAAAAAGGGUACUGGCAGAUCAACAUGGGGGAUUUUCUAAUUGGCAACCAUUCAACAGGUCUUUGCGAGGAGGGCUGCGCUGCAAUUGUGGACUCCGGAACCUCAUUGCUUGCUGGUCCAACACCCAUCAUUACCGAAAUCAAUCAUGCCAUUGGAGCAGAAGGGGUUGUGAGCGCUGAGUGUAAGGAAGUGGUUUCUCAGUAUGGAGACUUAAUAUGGGAACUCUUAAUAUCAGGGGUAAAACCCAACAAAGUAUGUGCGCAACUUGGUUUAUGCAUUUUCAAUGGGGAUGAGUAUGUGAGCACUGGUAUUGAAUCAGUGGUUGAGAAGGAAAACGAGGGAUCAUCUGCUGGUGAUGAUCUUCUAUGCACUGCUUGUGAGAUGCUUGUUAUUUGGGUCCAGAAUCAACUAAGAGAAAAGGAAACAAAGGAAGCAGCAAUCAACUAUUUAGAUAAGCUAUGUGAAAGCCUGCCAAGUCCAAUGGGAGAGUCAGUGAUUGAUUGCAAUAGCAUUUCAUCCAUGCCAAACAUCUCAUUUACCAUCGGAGAUAAACCUUUUAGCCUCACUCCAGAGCAGUAUGUUCUCAAAACCGGAGAAGGCAUUGCUCAAGUUUGCAUCAGUGGGUUCAUGGCUUUGGAUGUGCCGCCUCCACGGGGUCCUCUGUGGAUUCUUGGUGAUGUAUUCAUGGGUGUGUAUCAUACCGUCUUCGACUAUGGUAACCUUGAAGUGGGUUUCGCAGAGGCUGCUUAAUUAUCCUUUUGCUAGGCUGUAAUGCUAUGACAGAUUUUCCUAUGCCAAUCAGAGAUCACUCUGUUAUGUAAAUGUUUGUUAGGCACAUUAGGACUAUGAAUUGAUAAUCUAUUUGUAUCCAUCGUCUGCUAAAAACAUGGCAUCAGGACAAUUUUAAAGAAUAUCAAGGAACAGAAUGUUUAAAUUUU
Messenger RNA from Populus euphratica (Euphrates poplar), 2182 nucleotides. Its product is annotated as aspartic proteinase-like. Gene Ontology annotation, molecular function: aspartic-type endopeptidase activity. Gene Ontology annotation, biological process: proteolysis; lipid metabolic process. The transcript has 14 exons. NCBI's taxonomy places the organism in Eukaryota, Viridiplantae, Streptophyta, Magnoliopsida, Malpighiales, Salicaceae. The coding region runs from base 474 to 1994 and encodes 506 amino acids. The record is from RefSeq and is a predicted model, not a curated record.